ACAAUAUGGCAGCCCGCAUGUAACACGCGGCAAUAGUUGUGAAAUAGUUGAGAAAUAACAUAGAACAAUCCAAAAUUCUCCGUAUAAUUAACAGAUCUACUUAUCUGAUAAGAAGCAAGACUUUCUGCUUAAAUAUGGGUAGAUCAAAGCAUCGAAACAGAAAACGUAAUGCUAAUAGUGAUAACAACAGUGCUGAACGUCAACAGAAGAAAGCUCAGUGGCAAGAAAAACGACAAGGGCAGGGACAAAAACAUUAUGAAGAUCUGCGAAGGGAGAAUAAAAUAUUUGACAAAUAUUAUCAGGGACAAGGAUUCGUGCCAGAUGGUGAAUGGGAGGAUUUUCACAAAACUCUGACUAAUGCUCUACCAGUGACAUUUCGAAUAAAUGGCAACAGAAGCCAAGCCAAAGAAAUGUUAGAAAUUAUUCAAGGUCAAUAUUUACAGAAAAUGACUGAAGUGAAGGUGGAUGGGGAAGUUGUCCAACCACCAAAACGUAUAGACUGGUACCCGGAUCAGUUAGCAUGGCAUAUGGAUGUGUCUAGAAAGGCCAUGAGAAGCACUGUCAUGUAUUCAAAGUUUCACCAGUUCCUCGUUGCAGAAACUGAGAGUGGUAAUAUUAGUCGUCAAGAAGCAGUCAGCAUGAUUCCUCCGCUCUUGCUAGACAUUAAACCUCACCAUAAGGUUUUAGACAUGUGUGCUGCACCAGGUUCCAAAACGGCUCAAUUGAUAGAACUACUCCAUGCUGAUGAAAAACAAAGAGUGCCAGAUGGUUUUGUCAUUGCCAAUGAUGCAGAUAAUAAAAGGUGUUAUUUGAUGGUUCACCAGGUCAAAAGAUUAUUAAGCCCUUGCUGUAUGAUAGUUAAUCAUGAUGCAUCUAUCUUUCCUAAAUUCAGAUCAAACAGUGAUGGGGAAGGGCAGAAAAUGGAAUUUUAUCAAUUUGAUAGAAUCUUGGCCGAUGUUCCAUGCAGUGGAGAUGGAACUUUACGAAAGAAUCCGGAUUUAUGGAAGAAAUGGAAUCCUACUCAUGCCUACAGUCUUCAUGGAUUACAGAUGAAAAUUUUGAAAAGAGGUUUAGAAUUACUGGCUGUUGGCGGAAGAUUAGUCUAUUCUACUUGUUCAUUUCACCCAGCAGAAGAUGAAGCUGUAGUGGCUCACAUGCUCAAGAAAUGUCAAGGCUCUGUAGAACUUAUUGAUGCUAAAAGCGAGAUCCCAGAACUCAAAACAGUGCCUGGGAUUAAAACAUGGAGAAUAAUGAGCAAAGAAGGCACCUGGUAUGAAAAAUAUGAAGAUCUACCAAGUAAUUUAACAAAUCAGAUUAGAGAUACAAUGUUUCCUCCUACACCUGAAGAAGAAGCAACAAUGAACUUGGAAAGAUGUAUCAGAGUUUUACCACAUCAUCAAAACACUGGUGGUUUCUUUAUUGCUGUUUUUCAGAAAACAACAAACUUACCUUGGUUAAAGCCCACUACAGAUGAAACUUCUGAAGUAGAUAUUGAAGAAGUUGCUAAAAUGGUACAAAAGGAAGCAGACAAAACAGAAACAGACAGCCAAAUAUCUGUAGACAGUACAGCUCUAACUUCAGGAGAUGAUAAAAAGAGAAAACCAGAAAGUCCAAAGCAGUCUAAACCUUCCAAAAAACCCAGAUUACAAGGUUACAAAGAAGAUCCAUUCUUGUUCAUGUCUGCAGAUGAUCCAAUGUGGCCAUCCACAAAGAAAUUUUAUAAACUACCAGAUGAUUUUCCGUGUAAUCAGGCAAUGUAUAGAUCAGAAGAAGGCUCCAAGCGAUCAUUGUACUUUGUUUCAGCUGGAAUUAAAAAUAUUGUUGAAUGUAAUCGCGAAAGACUUAGGUUUAUUAAUAUGGGUGUUAAACUCUUUAGUAGAAGUCCAUCUCCUCUUGUACCCGAUUGUGACUUCCGCGUAGCACAGGAAUGUUUAACUUCCCUACACAUGAAAUUUACUGGGCGGCACAUUGAUAUAGCAAAAGAAGAUGCCUGUAUAAUACUGACUGAAGAAAACCCCUUUAUUUCCUCAUUAUCAGAUAAAUCAGCUAAACAAUUAAAUGAUAUAUGCCCUGGAAGUGUUGUAUUUUACUAUAAACCAGAAGAUAGUAAUGCUAAACCACAGUGUGAAGUAGUGUUCUGUGGAUGGCGUGGUAAAGUAUCAGUGAGAUCAUUUAUUGGGGAUCAUGAUCGACAACAUAAUCUCAUGUUGUUUGGUAUGAGUUUGGAGGAGAUCAAAGCAAAAGCAGCUACACUAAAAGCUGAAAGAAAAGCAUUGGCUGCUAAAAGUGUUGUCGAUCCAUUAAGUAUUCCAAUGGACAGUGAUAAAGAAGAAAAACAGGAGUUGCAAUCUAAUGAAAAAUUAGGUAAUAAAAAUGAACAAUCUACUGAUAAUAAAGAAGAAUUGACUCAUAUUGAUAAAGGAAGUAAAGAACAAUCAGACGCAACAGAUAAAUGAUUUAAGAUACCAUGGAUAGAAACAUUUAUUUGAAUUUAAAAAGCACUAGUCAAUGUAAAAUAAAUUUGGAAUCUUCAGUGACAUUUUUUGGUACAAGUACAUGUACCAUUUAAUGUAUAGAAAUUUGAACAGGUAUAUGUACCUACAUAUAUAUGUACUGUAUUUAAUAAGCGAUCCAUGCAUUUUUAAAACAUUUUUUUAUAAGAAUCACAAAUCGUAUGUGCAACUCAAAUAUACAUGUACCUGGUGCUUAAAAUGGAGCUUCUAUGAACUCUGUUUUCAAUGAAAUUUAUAGUGCAAACAAUUUUUAUGUCCAGUCAGUGUUUCUGUUCAUGAGAAACUUAGAAUUUUUAAUAUUGUUUAUGUAUAAAGAUAUACAACCUACCCUAUAUUUAUCUUUCAAUGAAAAAAACACUACAACUAGAACUUGUUUUUAUGCACCCACAUAUGCCAUGCAUAUUCCUUGAAAGUACAGUUCAGAGACUUUAAAUAAAUAUCCAGACUAAGACUAAUAGUUAACUUCCCCUAAUCCUGUUGCCCACAUAUUGCUGUGUUGAUUUAAGUUAAUGUCUUGCAUAAUUUGCCAAUACACAAGAACCUACAGACCUUGGUAUUUUAGGGGGUCUGUCAUUGAGUCAAGUGUGUGGUUUUAAUUCCCCACUGGUACGCGACAACCUGUCCGACUUUGUCUUUCUGCAGGUCCUCUGGUUUUCUCUCACUGCUAAAGACCCCUAUGCUUCAAUGGAUUCCCAGAAAAGUAUUUAUCGGGUGGUUAUUUCCCAUAAAAGUAUGGCAAUUUUGGUAUACAUGGAAAGUAGAGAUAUCUAAUCUUACUAGAAAAAUGCUGGAUUCCCCGAAAAAACACUCAUGGAGCGUAUAAAGGACAAAAAUGUAAGGGUUCCCCUAAGCCUGACGAUUAGGAAUUUCUGCAUGCGUGAUGUCAAAGGUCACAUGCGAACAUUGAGCGCUUGAUGUACAAGUUGAUAAACUUUAUGAAGAGUUAGACGUAUAAAAAUGACGGAAAAAGACACGGGUAGUGGAUAAUCUGAGAAUUAAAUUAGGAUUUGAUAUUUGUAAUAAAUAGUAAGCGAUUAAAGACUACAUCGAUUAAAGACAACAUCGUCUUAUGUAUGCAAUGAAUUCUCUUCGGACUUCCAAGAGAGGUAAGUCACCUGACGUAAACAUGACCCUGUUUGAUCGAAUUUUUAUAGCACUAGCAGGGCAUUACUUUGCAAUUACAAUGUUUGAGAAGGAUUUGAAGCAAAAUUAUGACAAAUUAAUUAGUUUGAAUAUGUUUUUAGUCCAUAUAUACCAUUAAAUCACCCAGGUUGUACACGCAAAUGUAUCAAA
Molecule: messenger RNA, 3806 nt
Organism: Patella vulgata (common limpet)
Lineage: Eukaryota; Metazoa; Mollusca; Gastropoda; Patellidae
Product: RNA cytosine-C(5)-methyltransferase NSUN2
Exons: 1
Coding region: 135-2456 (773 amino acids)
Biological process (GO): tRNA methylation
Cellular component (GO): cytoplasm; nucleus
Molecular function (GO): tRNA binding; tRNA (cytidine-N5)-methyltransferase activity
Source: RefSeq, a predicted model, not a curated record